Molecule: messenger RNA, 5497 nt
Organism: Branchiostoma floridae (Florida lancelet)
Lineage: Eukaryota; Metazoa; Chordata; Leptocardii; Amphioxiformes; Branchiostomatidae
Product: transforming growth factor beta receptor type 3-like
Exons: 16
Coding region: 625-3159 (844 amino acids)
Source: RefSeq, a predicted model, not a curated record
CGACGCAGUCUGGGAACGAGUGUGAUCACGUGAUUGCCGCAGGCUUGCAAGAUGGCGGUGGGCGUCAGGUGAGGUACAACAAACUCUACCUCCAAACUUCUGAGCUCCAAGUUCACGUCACGACGUCAUGGGCGAGUCCACGGGAACCUGUUGACGUCUCAAUCAAGGUGUUUUACGUACGACAGGAAAGUACGAGUCAAAACUCUGGCGAGCAGCUGCGGUUCAGACAAUUUGGAGGGGAGGCUGGAGCGAAGCUGACAGAGCGGGUUUGUCUACCAAGAAGGAAGACAAAGCCUUGCACAAGAUUUCAGGACACCAGAUUAUCUGUACAUCGUCGGUCUACGGUAGAGCAUUGGCUGCAAAACAUGUUUUUGGUUGAAAACGAAGUGCACCCGUGAGGGUAUUUGUUUGGAUUUGGAGUAUUUCGAAACGUGGUGUUUAAUAGGGUGGCAUAUUUUUCUUGGCCAGAGAAGAUUUUUGUGCAAGGAAGUGGCCUUUUCGUUGUUUUUUGUAGCAACUGAACAUAAGUUUGGAAAAAGGUGAAAGAAAAACUUUUGUAGGGUCCAACUCCGAUCGAACACGGCGUGAGAAGGUAGCGAGAGGAGGGUUGUAGUGCCGGUGUUGAUGCCACGAGAGAUCAUCGUUCCCACCGUGGCGAGUAUGAGUGUCCGGCGGGGGGCUGUGAUGUUGAUGCCGCCGGUGACAGUGACAAACGUCCUGGUGCUGGUCGCGCUGCUGGGAGUAACAGUUGAGCUGGUGUCAGGUCUUUCCUGCAUCCCCAAGCGCAACUUUCGCUCCCCGUACGUGACUCCGCUCUACCAGCAGCUCACGGUGUCCUCGGGGUGCGAGAGCCGCGCCACGGUAGGGUUCGACCACGAGGUGUACGUGGUGAACCUCCUGAGCGGAAGCCCGGCGUACCUCUCGGUGGCGAGUACGGAGGUCGCCCUGCACAUCUCGGCACGAAUGAACAGGAUCCUCCCCGGCCUGACGGAGAAGCCCCUGAUGUUUGUACUCAACUCGCACCAACCCAUUGUGUGGAAGAUCAAAGUGAAUGGACUCGCACCAAACAGACAGGCCUUUUUUCAUGUAACCCUGGGGUCCAGUGUGACAGUUGAAGGAGAGAUGAUCGUGGCGGUUAACACGGAGGGGUCGAUGCCCCUGCAGGGGGAGGCGCUGCUGGCGUGGACACGCCGCAUGUACCACGGGAUCACAUCCUUUACUGAGCUGGAACACGCCAAUGACAUCUACAUAAAAGUUGGAGAAGACAUGCUGUCCCCUCCUCGCUGUAACAUCACUAGAAAUUUCCUCAGCCCAAAUUCCUACUCCGCAUAUCUCCAGCCCCAGCCUGCGCACGGUUGCAUUGCCAUGACAACAGCUAAUCAGGAGCAAGAAGUACACGUUGUUGAGAUCCACUCUGCAAACAAGAACCCGUUUGCAAAGAUUCUGAGCAGUAUUGUUGUGGACAUCCAACCACGGGACAAGGAGAAGAUGGAACAGAACAUCGUGCUGGUGUUGAAGUCACACACAAAGGGGGUGAAGUGGAGAAUCAUGUCCCAGAAUAUCAAGGGAUCUCUACAUGUGCUGGCGAAUGCUCUGGUAGACGUGUCGGAGGCAGGAAUGGGACCUGUGACAUCACAGAUGGCGGAGAUCUCAGCCAAUGGGGAGGACCUGAUCAGAUGGGUGGAGCAGGACAAGGGGUACCAUCGUAUCCAGUCUUACACUGAAGUACAGCUCACCAACAGGCUACAGAUCAAGCUGGGGAUUCCAGAAGCCAGUCGCAUGAUUGACCAGGGGAUGUUGGCGGGCCGGACGCUGGACGGGUCGGUGCCCGUGAGCCGCCCGCCCCUCCCCAUGUCCCAGGAGGAGCUGGAGUCCGCCCUGCACGCCGCCAUGUCUGUCCGCUGUCGGGAGAGGGCCAUGGAGGUGGCACUGGCCAAGGCUGUGCUGCAGCCGUACGGCAUCACGGAGGUGCAGCUCAGUCUGCAGGAUGCUGACUGCACAGCGGGCGCCAACAUCACGCACUUCAUCCUGUCAACCACACUGGAGGGCUGUGCUACCUCGCGACACAUGCACACCAAGUCCGCUACCUUCUUCAACACGGUGGUGCUGUCAGGCAUGGUGGAGAUACAGCAGGAGGGUAGCGGGGACGCCGGCUCAGCCGACGGGCCAGACGCUGGAGACAUGGAACUGGAAGUCCCGUCUGUCAUCGCCAACUUUGAAUGCGACUACCCGUCAGUCAGCCUGGCGGAGGAACGCAUCGAUGGUUCCAUUUUGGAGGCUGUACCUACAGCAGCCAGCGAUGACCCUGUGUCCUUCCACAUGGAGAUUUACAAGACGUCCCUCUACAUGAGACCUGAGGUGGAGUUUCCUAUGGUGAAGGAGACGGACGAGAGAAUAUUCGUGGACAUUCAAGUUGCUACAGAUGAAGGGCUGGCACUGAAGGUGGACCACUGCUACAUGUCUGACUCAUCACUGAAAGACAGCCCACCUCUCUACAACCUGAUAGAAGAUGGGUGCCCAGUGACCAGUAACAGUGUGCAGUACCUGGCAGUCACACCCAUGGACACAGACAGUCUGUCCACACAGAAGAAGCAGCGCUUCAGCUUCCUCCCCAAGAACACGGUCAUGCCGUUUGUGUUCCUGCACUGCCAGCUGACGGUGUGCAGCGAAGGGGACAUCUUCAUACCAGAGAUAGAGCAGUGUGUGGACUUGAAUGACUUUUGCCUGAGAAAGCGAGAUUCAGAACAGCAUAGAGUGCCAAAGAGUAGCGUGUACUCACAGCAUCGCUUUGUGGGGCCGUUCAUUGUGAGUGGGAGCUCGGGAACGGAGGAGCCAGAUCACAAAGGAAAAGCAGAGGAAUCAAAAGUCAAGUCCAGACAAGAAGGUCCUCAGAUUGUGAUCCAAGGCUUGGAGGCAGGGACUGUGGUUGGCAUUGCCUUUGCUGCUUUUGUUAUUGGCAUAGUGCUGACAGCAACGCUCUGGUACAUUCACACUCACACAGGACCUAAAAGACAGAAAAGCGACAACAACAGCUCCCCUGUUCCACCCAGACAUCAGGUCCCACCAGCGCAGCUCCCACACAGACUACCAACCUACGACUGUAACGGGUACCACACGCAGAACCACAGAAAACCUGAGCCAGGGUCCACCUCAGUCUAGCCCAGGCUCGGCUGGGUGCAGUCAGCUGUAAACACAAAGACAGAUUAUAUAUAUAUAUACAUUUAACUUGUAUGUCAGAGUUGUGUUGGCAUCAUUUCUAGAUCUUAAUCAACUGAAAGAUAGAGUGGAUUUAUUAUUGAAGAGAUUCAUUAGUCACAUAUGAUCACAGUUAAUGGAACUUUCAUCUAACAGUGACUUCUUUUUAAAGGUAUACACACGUACCUCCAAACAAGAUGGGACGAAAAUUUGGAAGUAUGUGUGUAUACCUUAAUUAAGAAGUAACUUUUAGAUGGAAUUCUAUUAAGAGUGGAUUUAGAAUUUUGUUUCAGUUCUUCACUGGUCAGUUGAAUAUUUGGUUUCACUUGUUAUUGAAACAGGUGGGAAAGGGUGGACAGGUUUAGAAAUGACUCCCAACUUUGCAUAUGUCUAAGGGGAUUACCUCACAGGAUGGGUAGAGACAAUAUAAAUGUGUUUUAUGGUAUGCAGUACAGAUACAUAUGUGUAAAGAAAAAAGGAAAAAUUGAUGAGCUUUUUUUUUUUUUACUGGUUCUUACUAUAUAGUAUUUAUCUGUUUGUUUGUUUGUUUGUUUUUUCCAAACUGAAAGGAGAUUGAAAGCACAAAGGAGAAUUGAAGCACACCUCUUUACAUGUACAUGUACAUGUAUGCCACUGACAAUCCUACCUCCUUAUUUAUUGGAUACAAUGUAUACGAGGAGGUACAGACAUUGUGAUUCGCAGGAAGAAAAAAGUUGUUUUGGGGCUACUUUUAUACUAAUCUUGUAAAUAAUAAAGCUGUAAUGUGCCCUUUUGAAACUUUCAGGGCUCGAGGAGCCAAAUCAGCCAUAUAUUUGAAGAGAACCCUUAAAGGGAUUAUAAGUUCUAAGAAAAUAAGUACCCUGCUUGAAGUACCUUUUACUGGUAUAUAAUUUUUGGUCUUUUGCCAUAGUAACUUUAGUGUCAUGUAUAGCUUUCAGAACUCCCAGCUAAAAGCCCAUAAGUUAACUGAAAGCAUGCACCUGAGAAUAUGCUUUGAAAGUUUUAAUGAGAUGAUAACUUUACUUUUGAGUCUGUGUAUGUGGAGGGGGGGGGGUGAUCACAAGUAUCUUUCUAGAGAGAAGUUUCCAAUGAGUAAAAUCAUUGCAGCUUGUGUUUUUCAGUACCCUUUGUAUAUCAACAGAUGUUUUUGCUGACAAAAUGUAUGUGUCAAAACACAAGAUAUGAGAUUUAUUUAUUUUACUAAAGAAAUGGGCCGAUAUUAAGAUAACUUGAACAAGAGAUGGCUCAAUUGGCCAGAAUUGUUCACUCAGAAUUUGAUGCCACUGAAACAAAUGGACUUCCAACUUCAAGUACAAAUUUGUACAGUUUUGAUUCCCUUAAAGCAGUUGUACUGUAACUCAAGAUACAAUAUACCUUGUAAAAAAGCAUUUUUACAAUACCAGAUGAGGUAUUAUGAUCAAGAACUAAAAAUCACAUGCAGUCUCUAGUGUGGAUGAUGAAAGUUGAUAUGGCAAUAUUGUGUUAAAUGAGAUACAUUUCUUAAAGUCCUCAUGGGGCACCAAAUAUGUAAAUAGAAACUUGACUCUUAUAGUUGUUUAACAAUGUAAAGUAAUGGCUAACUGUCUAAUGGUGAACUGAGUGCCAUAUCGUAAACUGCUGAACAUAACUUUGGUCAUUAUGCAGAUGCAGCUUUGUGGCAAGGCCUUUAAUUGAGGGUCUAGUUUUCAUAUUUAUUAACACUUGUCAGUUGAAUUCAGUGUUGUAUCAUUUCAAGUAGCUGUUUAUGGCAAUCUUUAACAAUAUACGUUUAUAGAUGUAACAAAAAUGUGUUUGAACAGAAAGUAUUGAGUGAUAGACCCAUAGCAUUAACAUGGAAGUGAAAGAUACAUAUUACAUGUUUAGAAAGCCAAUUUGAUAAUGUUUUAGUUAUGCCCUUUGCAAUGUUUAAUAUGAUGCAGAAAUGUGCAGUGGCCAUGUGUUAUUGUGUAUAGCUUUUCUGAGUUUGGGCUGUUUUCACAUGCAUUGCCUUAGCCAUGUAGCCAUGACACCACACCUCAGGAUGCCUACUUUAUGUGCAGUCCUCAGAACUUGUAUAUUAUUGUAACCAACUCAGGUGUUUUGUAUAUUUACAGUUUGUGCUGUUUUGUAACAGAAAAUACAAAAAAGAGAUGGUAUGAAUCUAUUUUCAAUGGAUGUUAUCAGUAGUGUUAGUGUUGUUGUUCUAAACCUUUCUGCCACUUUGUAAUUAUGUACAGUGAUAAUGUGACAAGAUUUAAAAGUUCCUCAUUGUGUGAAGACGUUUAGGAGUUGAAAUAUGUCAAUACAAGAGGUACUAUUCUCA